This is a messenger RNA of Rhodamnia argentea, 1171 nucleotides long. RefSeq names its product putative F-box protein At1g32420. The record is from RefSeq and is a predicted model, not a curated record. The transcript is spliced from 3 exons. Gene Ontology annotation, molecular function: protein binding. Lineage: Eukaryota; Viridiplantae; Streptophyta; Magnoliopsida; Myrtales; Myrtaceae. The coding region runs from base 21 to 1154 and encodes 377 amino acids.
GGUGCACUAAAUUGGCAAUAAUGUCGUGUAAACAAAGCCAGAAUAUAUCCUCUUCAAAGCUAUCGUCAAUGUCCAGCUAUCAAUCUUCUUCUUCUAAACCGAGGACGAGCUCGCUCCCUCUCGACCUCCUCCGCGACAUCCUCUCUCGCCUACCCACGAUAUCGCUCCUCAAGCUGAGGUCCGUUUGCAGAGAAUGGCGCGACGUCAUCGACGAUCCGCACUUCGCCGCCAUGCACACCACCACUGGGAUCGAAAGUCCCCGGAUUCUGCUGCUCCUGGGGCCGAGCCGCAGCACGGAGCACUGGUUUGCAGUGGACAAUGAGUUCCUGGUGACUUCGCUCCCCAAAUCGGCUGCGAGGUCGUGGCUCUACGGAGCCAGGGCUUCCUGUCACGGGUUGCUAUGCUUCGACGACCUCUGCCAAGGCCUGACCUAUCUCCUCAAUCCUCUGACCCGAGAAAUUAUUUCGCUGACGAGCGUCGAGCCAUGGCGCGUACAGUGGCGUCCGCACAGGAUUGGAAUUGGGGUCGACUGCUUGACCCGCCGGUACAAGAUCGUCCGCCUGAGCUGCUCUAUUGACUGUGCAGCCCGCCCGAUUAAGGCAGAGGUCCUUGAUCAGGGCUCGCGUUCAUGGAGGGACAUAGCGAGCGUCCCUCCCAGCCACCUCCUCGGAGGCCCCGUGUUUGCUGCCGGAUCAAUCCACUGGGAAGCUGCCGGUGGAGGCGGCCUCGUCAGGAUCUCAUCCUUCGACAUCACGAAGGAGGAGUUUGCAUGGACUCCAUGCCCCGAGCUUCGAGACGCCCACCUGGUGGACCUCCGGGGAGUUCUGGGGCUCGUCGACAGCUCGCACCAGGAGAGGCUGGACGUGUGGGCGAUGAAGGAGAGUGGGCGGUGGGUGAAGCAGUACAACGUCCGACUGAACUCGCCGUGCCCCGUUAGCGGUCACUGGUUCCUCACCGUUCUGGGCUGUGGUGGCCGGAAGAUCGUGUUCAAGUACUUGGAGAGCCUGUUGUGCUAUAAUCCGGCGACGGACGAGCUGGAGUAUGUGCAAAGAGCAGGCGAUGCACCGGACAGACGUGCUUGCAGCAUCACCAUCAGUUUGCUUUCUCCGGCGAAGCUGUGGAACGCCAACAAAGUCCUGCCUUGGGUUGCAUAAAAAAAUAUUGUCAUAAA